AUUAAGUGUUGGCUACCGAACAGGGAUUACAGUGAGCUCUUACUCGGCACUGUUCACAUGAACCACUAUCGCCUGAAAAAGAAUCCAUUAUUUUGUGAAGUUCUCCCAUUGGAUUCGUACGAGUAGCAAUCCUCCACCACUGAUCAAAGCUACCAUAACUCUUUCCCUUGCCAUCUGUUUCUCCUAGAGCCUAGACCCAGUACGCUUUCGCCAGAAAUUACCCACUUUCGUAGCCUCUCCAAGCCCGAACAAAAAACCCAAACCCUUUUCCCUUUCGCAGAUCCUUCUGUGUUGAUCCUCUUCUGUGCUCGUUUUGCCUUUUCUUGGAAAUGCAGAGCCCUCAGAGCUGUUAAUCAGUUUUAUGUUGAUGGGUUGGUGUUGAUUUUGGGAAAAAGUUGAGAACUUUAAUCUAAAUUCCUGAAAUGGAUGCUGGGAAGGUUCUAGAAACCCUAGAGGGGGAUUCUGUGGAGUUCAAGAUGGGGGAAAGUCAAAGCUGUCAUGAUGAAACCCUAGAGCAGGUUUCUGUUUUGACUACCUUGAGUGUGGAGUGUACUGGUUCAGAGUUGGGUCCAGAGAAGGCUAAUAGGAGUAAUUUUGGUGUGAAUGAUCAAAGUGUAGAAGCUCCGAAUCCGGGAAAGGAGAGUGACUUUGGAUAUUGUAAUGAUGGUUUGGAAUCAAUGGGAGCAGAGAUUGAUAUGGAAUCCCAUGAGGGGGGAGCGGUUGCGGUGGAAAAUGAGACGGGAGGAGGAGCCUCAUUGGUAUGGGGUACUCGAGAAGUAGGAGUUGGUUUAUAUGGUAAUGGAAUGGAUGGCAGUGGAGUGUCGCUUAUCGAAACGGGCCAUGAUGGUAAUAAAUCUGAUGAGCAGGUUGGGGUAGAGGCGAUUAGGAUGGGGGAGAAUGAUCCCGCUGCACGAGUGGAUGGGGGUAUUUCCCAAAUUGGAGAAGAAGGCAUUUCGCUGAUUGUAGAAGUUUUUGGCCCAUUAAAUGGAACCUGCCAACGAGAUAACACAUUUUGCGAAACCGAGCAUAUGUUGGAAGAGGGUGCUUCUGAGUGCACACCGUCCUCAACAAGAGAUGAGGAGAGAGUAGCAAAUCCCGCAGAGGAAGACACCACUGAUAAUCAAGAACACAAAUUCUGUGUAGGUGAUUUAGUGUGGGCUAAAACCAAGACCGAGGUGUGGUGGCCUGGAAUGGUAUCCGAUCCUACUGCUGCAUCAAAGGAUGCUGCAAAGUCUGACGAAAGGGACGGCUUUCUUGUUAAAUAUUUUGGGAGCAUUAUUUCAGUUCGGUGCUCUGCUUCACGGUUAAAGCCCUUUAUUGAGUAUUUUGAGCAAAUGUCACAACAAAACAAAUCCCGAAGUUUUGUUGGAGCAGUAGAUAAGGCGUUGCUUGAGAUCGGUCAGCGUAUAAAACAGGAGAUGUCCUGUUCUUGUUCUCUGAAAGAAACCAAAACAACUAAUGCUACUCCGGUGCAUCCAAUCUCCAAAGAUAUUAAGAGAGGUGGCCUUGGUUUUUUCUCGGCAUCAGUAUUUGAGCCCGAAAAGUUUAUGGAGUCCAUAAGAUACAGAGCUCUGGAUAUUUCUAUGCCAGGUAGUGUUGAGUUUGCAGUUGUGAAGAAUUGUUUAUCAGCCUUUUAUGGUUCUCUCGGGCAUAAGCAAUUGCCCAUGUAUAAGCUCAGGCCAAGAAACGAUGCCAAUGGUGGUAAUGAUGCAAAGGACGGUGCUCUUCACGGUUUGGGACUGGAAAGGACGGGUGAAGAAUUGAACAAACUUUUUAGUGAUAGCAAUUUGCCUCUUGGUUGCAACAUGAAUGAACGGGAAACCAAAAUCUCUGCUGAAAAAGUAAACAAAACCCCCAAGGGGAAACUUGAAAAAUCUUUUGAGUUGAGAGAACGGAAGAAGAGCAAGUACUUGUCCUACCCCUAUGUUAAUAGUUGGGAGAAGAAGGAUUCAGCUGCUCGUGGGGGGACUGAAACAGAAGAUCCGAAAGGGGAUUCUAAUGCUGCGGUGGACACAAAGAACACCUCCGAGCAGCCUGAGGUGUCCAGACCGUCAGGCAACAGUAGUGGCAAAAACCCUCGGAAAAAAUCCAGGAAAUCUAGAACUUUCAAGAGCAUAUAUGGUAAAGUGGAGAAUAUUGAUACAUCUUCAACUGAAAUGCUCCAAGAACUUCAGUUGACGGCUCUUGAAUGUUUUUAUCCUAGUGAGAGUAAAGAUUCUAGUUCAGUUUUGAAUUUCUUCUAUGGUUUCAGAAAGCACUCAUUUUUAAAUCAUGAUUUCACUAGUGAGGAUAUUUGCAAUCAUAAAGAGGGGAUAAUGAAUAAAGAAACUUUGGGUCAUCAGGAAAUCGAUGCUGCUAAGGGCUCAGAAGGAGAUAAGUUACAGUUGGCUCCAUCUAGUGUUGAACCAAAACGGAGACGCAGAAAGCAGAAGGAAGCUUUAAAUCAAACCUGUCCAGAUAAUGCAGAAAAGGGAAAAGUCCGCAGAAAGAGAAAGAAGAUGGAAACAGCAAGCCUGGGGCAUCCUGAGAUUAGAGUGAUUGGUGGAUUGCCAGAUUUGAAUGGCAAUAGUAUGAGCCUGUCAGUUGAAAACAUGGAGGUUACAGGCCCAGAUACUUCUAAGGGGAAACUUGAACCGAAGAGGGCUAAAAACAAGGAAGUGUUUGUUUCUGAGGCAUCCACAGCCACAGAUACAAAGAGUUCUGAAGUGCAGAAUGUAAACAGAAGUACGAAAUUCAUUCCAGUGUUGAAAGAUGUGCAUGUGAUGGGCACAUUCCGUGUGGAAAAUAAUUUGCACCUCUCAGGCUUGUCAGUUGCUGUGAAGCCCGAACCCAAGAAAAGAAAGAGAAAGGAGAAAGCUUCAGACGUGCAGAAUAGCCCAUCAGCCAUACCAGAUUUGAAUGGGAAUGCUACUAACCACAGCUCAACAGCAAAGGGUUUGGCCGAUCCAAGUGCUGUUACACCUCAAGGUCAACCCCAACAAAAGAGGACUGAAUCUGAUGUUGGUGGUGCUACUGGGAGCAUGGGGAACACACUGCUCUUAAAUUUUACUCCCGGGCAUCCAUUGCCUUCUAAAGAAUCUCUGAACGAAGCAUUUAUCAGGUUUGGCCCAGUAGUGGAGCCAGGAACACAGUUUGUAAGUGGUUCUUGUGCCCAGGUUGUCUUUGCACAGAGUUGUGAUGCAGAAGUGGCAUAUAAGAGUUUAGAAACGAGCAGCCCGUUUGGACCAGCCCUUGCCAGUUACCAUCUGAACCGUCGUCCAGCUGCUACUAACUCUACUGGAAAAGGUUUGGCUGAUUUAAGUGCUAUUACAUCUCAAGAAAAGCCCCGACGCAGGAGGAGGAGGAGAAAUACACCUAAUGCUGGCAUAACCACUGGGAACAUACUCAUCUUGAAUUUCACUCCUGGACAUCCUUUGCCUUCAAAGGAAUCUCUAAACGAUACAUUUAUCAAGUUUGGUCCAGUUGUGGAGGCAGAAACAAAGUUUUCGAGCGAUACAACUGCUCAGAUUGUCUUUGCACGGAGUUCUGAUGCAGAAGGGGCCUGCCAGAGUUUGGGAAAGAGCAGCCCGUUUGGACCCGCCCUUGCCAGUUACCAUCUUGCUAAUACAUCCCAAGAAAAGCCCCGGCGCAGAAAGAUGAGGAGAACAACACCUAAUGUUGUCAGAACCACUGGGAACACACUCAUCUUGAAUUUCACUCCUGGACACCCUUUGCCUUCAACGGAAUCUCUAAACGACACAUUUAUCAAGUUUGGUCCAGUUGUGGAGGCAGAAACGAAGUUUUUGAGUGAUACAAUUGCCCAGGUUGUCUUUGCAAAGAGUUCUGAUGCAGAAAUGGCUUGCCAGAGUUUGGGAAAGAGCAGCCCGUUUGGACCCGCCCUCGCCAGUUAUCAUUUGCAUUGUCGUCCCGGUCCAGCUGCUGAUAACUCCAAGAUGCCAACAACUCUUCUGCCCAUGGAUGCUUUCAAGUUCCCGAUGCUGCCUUCUGGGAAAGCUCCCACAAAUGGCGAGGCGCCUGAUCUCAUGUACAUCAAGCAGAAUCUGGAGAUGAUGACUGCCAUGCUGGAGAAGGCGGGUGACAAUAUCUCUCCCGACAUGAAAGCCAAGCUCGAAGGCGAGGUCAAAGGCUUCCUCAAGAAGGUCAGUGCCAUGGUGGGUACUUCCUCUUCUUCCUCAUAGAAGAAUUCUGUUUAUUUCUGCCCAGCUUGUUUUGCGGGCAAAAUGGUUCUUUGUAUGUGCCCAGCUCGUUUAGUGGGCAAAUCAAAACGGUUCACAGCUCCCAGCUAUUUUCCUUGCAUUUCCCGCCUUUGGUUGUGCAUAGUCAAUGCACAUUUUGUGCUUUGUGUAAUUUAAUGUUUGGCCGGGGCGGGCUCAUGAAGUGUGCUUCAUGGGAGCUGUGUUGUAAUUUGUUGGAAUUGUCUCUCCUUUACCUUGGGCAUCAAUGGAAGCUUGCUGGAGAGAAAAGAAAAUUUGAAAUUGUUAAUACUUGGUAGUUGGUUAAGGUUUCUUUCCUUUUUUGUUUUUUUUAGUUCCUUUUAUUUUGGAUUCUCGUGGUUAAUAAGGACAGUUUGUGCCUCUUUUACUUCUGUCUUAAUUACAGACUUUCCCUUCUCAGAAAAUGUUAACAACAACAAUAAUUGGUAUAGGAUUUUAAUGAUUUGCAUGGA
This is a messenger RNA of Ipomoea triloba (trilobed morning glory), 4666 nucleotides long. RefSeq names its product serine/threonine-protein kinase ATM-like. Lineage: Eukaryota; Viridiplantae; Streptophyta; Magnoliopsida; Solanales; Convolvulaceae. The record is from RefSeq and is a predicted model, not a curated record. Gene Ontology annotation, molecular function: nucleic acid binding. Bases 423 to 4178 code for a protein of 1251 amino acids. The transcript has 2 exons.